AUGUUCAUUUGUGGCAGUGGAAGUUUCAAUCAUCAAGUAGAAGAUGACCAUGAAACAUGGAGCCCUUGUUCUACCCCAAAGAGAUCUAAAAAGGGUACGAGUUUUUUCAGAAAUAAAAGCAAGAACCCUUACGCGGAUCGUGGUUUGGAAAAAUUUUAUGCACUUUUAGCUGAUCUCGAUGAGAAGAGACAGGAGAUUUACACACAAAGUGGCUCAGAAGAUAUUUCUUUGGUUCGGUUCGUAUACUCGAACUCGAACGAUGUCAAACCUAUUGUGGUUAAGGUGAAGGAGAGAAAGCAGGAAAAACCCAGCAUUCCCGAUGUCAAAAUCCAACAGAAUUCGUCAGAAACUCAACCAGACAAGCCAACAGUUGAAACCUCAAAGGCUCCGAAUGCUGCGAGGGCCGAUACUGAUCAGGUUUCGGAACAUAGGAGAAAACACAAGUGCUUGGCAUGUAGAAACUUCAAUUGGCAAAAAUUAAGGCAACCUUGCUACUAUAUUCCAAUGAUUAUCGUAUUGAUUCUGAUUCUGCUUCUUAUUUACGGGCGAUCUUUCGCGAUAUUAUGCACCUCGAUUGGGUGGUAUUUGAUACCUACAAUUAAAGGAGAGAGUUCAAGUUCAAGAAACCCAAAGAGGAAGAAAGAAUAUGUCAGAAAAUUGAGUGAAAAAAAGCUUGUGACUGAUGAUGGAUUGUCUUCUCCACGAAGUGUCAUCAAUGGACCAACAGAUCAUAAAUCUCCUAGACAACAUGGGAAGAGAAGAAGCUGGUGA
This is a messenger RNA of Fraxinus pennsylvanica, 771 nucleotides long. The record is from the annotation of a GenBank genome assembly. NCBI's taxonomy places the organism in Eukaryota, Viridiplantae, Streptophyta, Magnoliopsida, Lamiales, Oleaceae.